Messenger RNA from Mya arenaria, 2766 nucleotides. RefSeq lists its product as uncharacterized. Lineage: Eukaryota; Metazoa; Mollusca; Bivalvia; Myida; Myidae. The transcript is spliced from 2 exons. Bases 1424 to 2662 code for a protein of 412 amino acids. The record is from RefSeq and is a predicted model, not a curated record.
AUCGUAUAGUAAAAAGCUUUUUGUACAAUUGCUCAUAAUCGCAUUCCGUUAAAAUUUGUCAUUCAUGGAGCGUUUAAUACUUUUAUAACAACAAAAUAAUCGCUUCAAUCGUUUAAAUGAGAGUUAAAUGAUCAUUCGAUACGAUAAUAUUUCAAAUAUGAAAGCUUACAUCGCGUUUAAGGUCAUCAUUUGAAACUGAAUUUCAAUUAACGACACGAUUUCAUAUUCAUAAUGAAUUCAAUGAAAUAAGUUACUGUAAAUGAUUUAUUAAUUGGUUUGAAUGGCAAAAACUGAGUACAUGUUAUCUGGAGAUAUUGAUAACCCUUUGAGGAUAUACAAGAAACGAAAUUAGAGCCGCGUUAUGUUUGAAGUUUACAAUAUGAGAAAAUAUCAAAUUCUAUAUUUGUAGUCUUUAGUUUGAAACAGAAUAAUUGACAAACAAUACAGGUCUGAAAUGUGAUUUACUUUAGGUUGGAAUAGUGUAACUACUAUUUAACGUCUCGUAAGAAGCAUUUAUGUAGUUACAAUGUAUUAUUCAAAUGUGCAUCCGUUUAGAGUGAAUACAUUUGCGUUUCUGAACACGGAUUUGGACACAACAUUUACAUGACCGAGGAGUGGUUGUACGUCAUUAAAAUAUUUCAAUGAAUGUGUUUACCGAUUUGGAUACUGAAUUCUGACAACAGCACUUUUAUAAAGGAUAACAGGACUUUUGGAGGUGAUUUUAAAAUACCAACUGUACUUUAAUAUGAAAGAGAAAUAGAACGAAGCACGAGAGAAAACAACCUGCCAUGGAUUCUAUUUUCGAAGGCAGUAAGAAAAGCUUAUAGAAGUUGAUUUAAUUAUACCAAGAAGUGGUGAGUGUUGAGGACCUAGAAACACAGAUCUUAAUGAUAAAUGUAUGACAGUUAACCCAUAUAAUACAAAAGCAUAGCCAGUAGUUACAACGCACCAGCGGGUGUUUUAUAGAGAGCUAAAUCUACUUUUAAAGAGAGUGCUUAAAGGAUUCAGUGAUACAGAUAUUAAGAGCUGUAAAGACAGUAAGGGAAGGAGCGUUGAACGUUUAACGUAUAAAACCAAGGGCUAUUGAUGAACCUGAAGCACAGCGCAGAGUGAUAGCCAGGAAUAACCAAGACGACCAAGACCAAGUAUAGGAAAAAUGAAACUAGGAAGCCACGUCUUAAUGUCAAACAACAAAUGAAUGCUUAAGACAGUUUCAAGGUUUCACACAUAACACGAAGGAUUGAUGACGAACAUGAAGCACAGCUCAGACUAAAAAGAGCCGAUAUCAGAAGUCAACAAAAAAUAGGAUGAGAAAAACAAUUAGUAAUGUAUUACAACAUACAACAAAGGCAUUUCUCAUAAAAUCCUAAAGAAUAUGAAUGCAUGGUUGGUUUUAAAAGUUUGAAACUCAAUAACCAGUGUUAUGACGAGCAAGUACUACUCGCCAGUGAUCCUUGAGAGAUUCAACUCCCGCCAGCUCCGACGACACCGCCGACAAAGGAACAAGCAUCUCUCGGAGCUCUACAGCAGGCAAGCGGUUGUACCCAUUGACGGGCCAACAAAGCCGAUUGCCGUGAAUGGACAGUUGGCUCCAGCGGACAUCGCAGUCUUUGACAACAAGGCGGCGAACGCUGUUCUUCUCGAUGCCGAGAGCCAGUUAAAAUCCGGAUAUCCUACCAUUGCGACUUCCUCAAUGGUGGCUCGAAGAAACCGGUUAGGCAUCCAUGAAGAUGUGGACAACCACACAGACAUAAAGUUCUUCUCGGAGCUUGUCAAGCCAGUACAGUAUAGAUGGAAAUUUCAGAAGGACAAGUUAAAAACUAUGCAACCAUCAAAACAUGGUUUCCAUCCGCGCAGUCAGUCGCCGACGUUUCAGAGACUUAUUGACGCGACAGAGAAACUGCAUUUGUUAUCCAGUAGGGAAAAUCCCGAUGAUACUUUAUCUAGUGCUAAAACUGAUUUCUUUGAAACCCAAAGCGAGAUUCACCCAAGUGCAUUCAGUCGGGCGUCUAGUCGUGUACCCAGAUCUGAGCCUGCUACUCGAACUAGCUCUCUACCCGCGGCUGCCGAUAAAUAUCCGAAUGGUCGGUUCGAUUUUCAGCCAGAUAUUCGGACAAUAGAGCCAACUUUCCGCAAGGAUGAUUUAUUUAUUGAAGAAGAUGAAGAUGACGACGACUCAUUCAUAUUGUCACCUUCUCCAAGAGAUCCAACACCACCACCACCCAUCCCGAUACCUAGGAAACCUCAAAGAAAGGUUCAACGUGAGUUUAAAGUGGACUUUAAGAAAUUGGACUCGCAUUCUGAGCUUCAUUUAUUUCUUCCACAUAUCGAAGAAGGCUCAAGGGGCGCAACUCCCGAUACACCAACUAAGAAAUUUAGCGCUAAAUGUGAGUUACCUCGCAUAGACGAUUCAAUGGAACGAAAGUCCCCAGAAGACGAUCAUAGUAAAAACAAAAAGAAACAGUCAAGAAAGAAAAGAAAACUAUUUACUAGGGUAAAAUCAGGGUUACAUGAUGAUAAAGAGUUUAGAGAUAGACUUAAUGAUGUUCCAACACUUAUUUCGUUAGAAAAUGAAAGAGAUUUCCACCCUGCCUCUAUGUGUGUGUUCGAAAACUGUAUGCAUCAUCAACAUAGGAAGUCAACUAAAAUUCGACAAGCCUAAUUGCAUACAUAGUGCAAGUUAUCAUAUUUCAAAGUGUGUCGUACCUGGUAAUCUGAUAUGGAUCGCCAUUACAUUUUCGUUUAAAAUAAAAGAAAAGAAAUUCA